Tarenaya hassleriana is the source of this 777-nucleotide messenger RNA. Its product is annotated as eukaryotic translation initiation factor 5A-1/2-like. The record is from RefSeq and is a predicted model, not a curated record. Gene Ontology annotation, biological process: positive regulation of translational elongation; positive regulation of translational termination. The transcript is spliced from 5 exons. Gene Ontology annotation, molecular function: translation elongation factor activity; ribosome binding; RNA binding. The coding region runs from base 104 to 586 and encodes 160 amino acids. Lineage: Eukaryota; Viridiplantae; Streptophyta; Magnoliopsida; Brassicales; Cleomaceae.
CUCCCCUCUCACAUCGAUCUUCUUCUUCUUCGGCUUCUCCCCCUUUGUCUCUGUGUUUUCCGAUUCUCUUUGCUCAGCUUCGAAGGUCUCGCUUUCUGCAACCAUGUCGGACGAGGAGCAACACUUUGAGUCGAAGGCCGAUGCCGGAGCUUCGAAGACUUACCCUCAACAAGCCGGAACUAUCCGUAAGAACGGUUACAUCGUUGCCAAGGGACGUCCCUGCAAGGUCGUCGAGGUUUCAACCUCCAAGACCGGCAAGCACGGUCAUGCCAAGUGCCACUUCGUUGCUAUCGAUAUCUUCAAUGGCAAGAAGCUGGACGAAAUCGUCCCCUCUUCCCACAACUGUGACGUCCCGCACGUCAAUCGUACUGACUACCAGCUGAUCGACAUCUCCGAAGAUGGAUUUGUUAGCUUGCUGACUGACAAUGGUAACACCAAGGAUGAUCUCAGGCUCCCGACCGAUGAGAAUCUGCUCAAUCAGAUCAAGUCGGGGUUCGAGGAAGGAAAGGAUCUUGUGGUGUCUGUGAUGUCGGCCAUGGGAGAGGAGCAGAUCUGUGGUCUCAAGGACAUUGGUCCCAAGAACUAAAUGGCGCCUCAAAUUUUGGAUCAGAAGGGUCUCUCUUAUACGAUUCUUUUUGUUGUUUUUUUUAUUCUUUUAGCCUUAGUCUAAUAUGUUUUCAAUUAGCCUCGCAUAUUAUUGACUUCAUACUUUCCAUUUUUAAGAUUUUUUUUUUUCAAUUUUCUUCCAACUCAUCAGUUCUUCCUCUGCUUGCACCA